UCUCAGUGUGAUGUUUACCUACAGCUGAGGGACGGAGGCGAGUCAGGCGAGUCAGGCUGAUCUGAGUUGACGAAUGUGUCUUCAUUUAUGCUGCAAUGAGUGUGACUUUCUUUAUUAUUUAAGUACAAAAUGGAACCUGACAGUGAUAAAUUCUGGUAUGUGCACAGUUGUGAUUUAGAUGUGGAUAUACAAGUGAAAAUUGGAACUUUAGAUGGGAAGAGAGAGAAGCCUAACUACGAGGCUCUCUUGAAAAAUCCAUUGCUUAAAUACUCUGGGCUCUACCAACCGGGUUGCUCCGAUCUCUAUGUGUCUUGCCAGGUAUUUUCUGAUGGUCGAGAACUCACCCUUCCAGUGCGCACAUCAUACAAACCAUUUUCCGCUCGUUGGAACUGGAAUGAGUGGUUAACUUUGCCCCUUCGUUUUAGUGAUUUACCACGAAAUGCUGUGUUGGCUCUCACAAUAUAUGAUACCUAUGGACCUCGCAGGAAUGAGCCUAUUGGUGGCACAACCAUAUCCUUCUUUGGAAAACAUGGAGUGUUUCGGCAGGGGCUCCAUGAUUUACGAGUGUGGCCAAACCGUAUCGCUGACCAUAUUCACACUCCUGGAAAGGGACAAGACCAUGGAAAGGAUCAAAUGCAACGCCUCGCGAAACUUGCCAAGAAACACCGUAAUGGUCAAAUGAUGAAAGUGGAUUGGUUAGACCGAUUAACUUUCCGUGAAAUUGAACUGAUAAACGAACAAGAGAAGCGUUCAUCAAACUCAAUGUAUCUGAUGGUGGAGUUUCCUCGGGUGGAGCACGAAGGAGUUAUUUACUCCAUAGUGUGGUGGGAGCGAGGGGGCAGUGUCGAGUAUGAUCAUCGAACCUCGGGUAAUAUGGUUCGUAUGCCAGAUCCUGAGAUUGCUCUUGAGAACCUUCAAGAAGCCAAGCACCACAGGUUAGCAAGAUCCCUGCGUUCUGGUGUGACUGACAGAGACUUAAAACCAAAUUCAGCCAUCAGAGACAGCCUUCACACAAUUAUGGAAUAUCCUCCCACAAAACAGCUGUCAAGUGAUGAGCAGGACAUGGUAUGGAAGUACCGUUUUUACUUAAGCACACAGAAAAAGGCUUUGACAAAAUUUCUCAAAUGUGUUAAUUGGAAAUUAACAGGUGAAGCAAAACAAGCCAUUGAGUUGUUGGGACGUUGGGUCCCACCAGAUGCUGACGAUGCACUAGAAUUACUCGGUCCCGGCUUUACUCAUCCUGAUGUCCGACGCUAUGCUGUUGAACGCUUGAGUCUUGCUACUGAUGAAGAUCUUUUACUCUACCUGUUGCAGCUUGUCCAGGCUCUGAAAUAUGAGGCACUAGAUAAUGUUGACAUGAGCCUGUGUGAUGUAUCACAUUAUUCAUCAGCAAGUGACACAAGUGGGGAUACAUGUCAUACAGAAGAGAGGACUCCUGAGGAUUCUAUUCAGGAGAAAAUGUGUGAAUCUUCUGGCUCAACUGGUGGUGAUCUUACACAGUCCACUUCAUCAUCACUAGAAGAGAGUGAAGCGGCAACAAUCCAACGAUCCCCAUCGUCUUCACUCCUAGCAGAGCCAGACAGUUCAGAUCCAUCAGCUACUGCUCCAGAUUCAGGGUUGUUGCCUGAAUUAGCAGAUAUGGACACAGACCUGGAUUUGGCCUCCUUUCUUAUUCAGCGUGCUGCAAGAAACCCAACAUUGGCAAAUUACCUGUACUGGUACCUGCUGGUAGAGUGUGAGGACCAAGAUGCAGGGCUCAAACACGAUGCUAAGGUUCGUGAAAUGUAUGUGUGGGUACUGCGCCGCUUCAAGUUAGCUCUGCAGCAAGGGUGCCGAGAAGCACGGUCAUCUCGACUCUUACUGACAAGACAACAUCACUUCUUAGAUCAACUUGUUGCUCUUGUAAAGGCUGUAGCACGUGAAAGUGGUAAUCGCAUGCGCAAAAUUGAGAAAUUACAGACCAUGUUAGCUGAUUCUGAGAAUUUGAAAAUUAACUUUGCCAGCUUUGAACCCUUGGCUCUUCCCUUGGACCCUGAGGUAAUAGUUACUGGAAUUGUGCCAGAACGUGCAAGUUUAUUCAAAUCAGCACUGGAGCCAUCCCGACUGACAUUUAACACAAUAUCAGGAGGGGAGUAUGUUGCCAUUUUCAAACAUGGAGAUGACUUGCGACAGGAUCAACUCAUUAUUCAGAUCAUAACACUCAUGGACAGACUUUUGCGUCGAGAGAACUUGGACCUGAGACUCACUCCAUAUAAAGUUUUAGCAACAAGCAGCAAGCACGGCUUUGUCCAGUUCAUUGAGUCUCAUGCUGUUGCAGAUGUCUUACGUACUGAAGGAGGAAUCCAGAACUUCUUCCGAAAGUAUGCACCAUCAGAAACAGCAGCUUAUGGUAUUGCUCCUGAAGUUAUGGAUACUUACAUAAAGUCUUGUGCUGGGUACUGUGUCAUCACAUAUUUACUUGGUAUUGGUGACCGACAUUUGGAUAAUCUGCUUUUAACCAGGAAUGGCAACCUCUUUCAUAUUGAUUUUGGAUACAUCCUUGGAAGGGACCCUAAGCCACUUCCACCUCCAAUGAAGCUAAGCAAAGAAAUGGUUGAAGGGAUGGGUGGUGCACAGUCAGAGCAUUACCAUGAAUUUCGCAAGCUUUGUUACACAGCAUUCCAUCAACUUCGCCGACAUGCAAACUUAAUACUCAAUUUGUUUUCUCUUAUGGUGGAUGCAAAUGUGCCAGAUAUUGCCCUUGAACCUGAUAAAACUGUGAAGAAAGUAGAGGACAAGUUCCGGCUAGACCUGAGCGAUGAAGAAGCUGUCAGCUACAUGCAGGGACUCAUCGAUGACUCGGUUAACGCUGUUGUAGCUGUGGUGGUGGAACAACUGCACAAGUUUGCUCAGUAUAUUAGAAAAUAAAUGCAUGUGAAGAGUAUUAAGCAUUUUGCAAAAUAUUUUGAUCUGGAUAAUUUGCCCAUCAUGAAUUUGUUUUUAUGAUUCAAAUAUUUUUAAUGUAAUGAGAUGUUUAAAGGAAGUUAUACAUUUGUCUAUCAUUUUUCAAUCUUAUACCCUAUAUUAAUCUGUUACAUUCGAGAAUAAUGGCUUUAAAGUUUACAAAGCAGUGUAAAGAAGCAUGCAAGCCUGCAAGUCUGCUUCAUCAUUCUUCAGAAAGUUAUAUUAGUCAACUGUAUGUUUAUACAUAGAGAGAGAAUUUUAAUUUUAAUGAGCAUAAAGCCAGCUAUUUUAGCUGUGCCAUUGUGAUACUAUGUAUUAGGAAUCAUGAUAUUGUAUCUUUAUUAUGACCUGGCAAGUGAUUCAUUGAUUAGUUAGUGGAUACUAAACUAGAUUAUUAAUGAGCAAAUGAAGCAGUCAUUAGCAUACACAAUACUCUAAAUGCUUCCACAUAAUAAAUUAUAUCUUAAUAAUGAGGUCUAUGGUUAAGCACUUGUUCAGUGUGAAAAAUCAGCUAAGAAAAUGCCUUUUAUGUGAAGUUAGUACACAAUGAUUCAUAUUUGAUGCCACUUGCUGGCUUUGAGAAUUCCUUGUCUGCCUGCUCAAUCCAGUCAUUAGCAUAUAUUAAAAUCAUUGAAUCUUUGAGACUUAAGAUUUAGGAUAUGGGAUGUGCCUCUCAGUCUGCUGGUGUCCUGAAAUUUUGAGAUCAUUUUCUUCUUUUUCUUGAUUAUCAGAAACCUUGUACUGUACAGUGAUAUUUUUAUCAAUAGACAUUUUAAGGUUUCAAGUCAUUCAGCAUAUCAUUGCUGUAGAUAGAAAUUCUGAGAAAGUAAUUUGUUUAGAUAAAGAAAAUAAUUUAAGAUUUAGUAGCAGGAAUGGAAAGGGUAUGUUUGUGUCUAGUAUUAUGAUGUGAGGUUCAGUUGUAGUAGUAGUUUUGGUAUGAUUCAUGAAGGAGUCCGAGGGGUAAUUGAUCAUUUCUGAAUUUGUUAUUAGACAUGUCAGAAUGUGUACAUAAUUAUUUUGAACAUUAUUACAUCAUAGAAGAUAAAAGAUUUAUGAUUUUGGACUUAGAGUAGAAAUGAUCUCAGAAUCAGGCGUAAAGAAAAUUAACAUCUUGGUUGUAGAUACCUUGUGAUACCUCAGCUGUUAUCUGCAGAUGUUCCUUUUAUGCAGUAGUACAGGUAUCUUUAUUUUUUAACCUUGAUGCUAAUGAUGUUUUGUACUGUAUUUUUCUCUUUUCAUAUAACUGUACAGUAUAUACAGCUUUCUAGAAUUAUAUUUGUGUGUACAGUACUACAAUACAAUAGUGUGAAUGACAUUUGUAAUUUUUUUUAUCAUUACUGUUUGUGUAUACAGUACUGUACUGUAUUAUGCCUAUUUCUGGUUUACAAAGCAGGUUAAUAUAUGUAACUUAUUCUCUGAACACAAAUGUAUAAAAAUUUGAUUGAUUUUAUAAUUUUCAGAUUUGUGAAUAUAAAGUUACACAUAUUUUUUUGCUUUGUUUGUAUAUGUAUGCUGUACAAGAAAUAAAAUAUUUGAUAUCAA
Molecule: messenger RNA, 4485 nt
Organism: Homarus americanus (American lobster)
Lineage: Eukaryota; Metazoa; Arthropoda; Malacostraca; Decapoda; Nephropidae
Gene: Pi3K59F
Product: phosphatidylinositol 3-kinase catalytic subunit type 3-like
Exons: 6
Coding region: 130-2907 (925 amino acids)
Biological process (GO): autophagy of peroxisome; phosphatidylinositol-3-phosphate biosynthetic process; phosphatidylinositol-mediated signaling
Cellular component (GO): endosome; phosphatidylinositol 3-kinase complex, class III, type I; membrane
Molecular function (GO): 1-phosphatidylinositol-3-kinase activity
Source: RefSeq, a predicted model, not a curated record